Messenger RNA from Candidula unifasciata, 501 nucleotides. The record is from the annotation of a GenBank genome assembly. NCBI's taxonomy places the organism in Eukaryota, Metazoa, Mollusca, Gastropoda, Stylommatophora, Geomitridae.
AUGGGAAUAAUGUCGAGGAACGCUCGCUUGCCUGAACGACCAAAACCCCCAUCUUGGCAGGAAAUCAGUGAAGAUGUCAGUUCAGCUCAGCAAGACAACGAAGACGUGGCUUUUGUUGUGGGAUGCGAAUACUUGAGGACAACUACUGCAGCAGCCUCAUGCCCUCCAGUCUUAGAGAGGUCACCAAACAACAGCCUCCACAGCCCCGAAGUUGAUAGUCUGGACCAGGGCUCACCCUCCAUCGAUGCAGAUGCAGUGAAGACUUCAAAAUCCAAUGUCCACAAACUAAUCAGUCUGUACACGGAACUCAACGACUCACUCGGCAGCCUUCAAAAACAGUACACACACCUGAAGCUGGUCCAGGGGGAGUUGUCUCAGUCCAUGUCAGAACUGAAUGUGUUGGCACAGAGCGUUUCCUCAGAUGUAGAGAAUCAAUCAGGCGGUUCUGUUAGCGGGAAAACUUCCAGCAAGGCAAAAUCAAAACAGAAGAAGAAAAAAUGA